AUUAGCUCGGCCUAGCCAUGAACAAUCAACAUUAAGAACUCUUUAACAAAGAUGCCGUCCUACAAUGGAACAAAUGCUUUUGGAACAUAGUGAGCCCUUUUUCCUGGAGGUAUUCAAGUGCAGGUUGGAUGACCAACCUGGGUGAGUUGGAGCAGAGAUUUUUCCUUCAGGCAAAGUUGGACGAGAUGACCUUUUAAAUCUGAGAUUCUGGGAUUGUCCAGACUGGAGAGUGCAUUGGGCCCAGAAUUUAUCUGUCUCCCCAUCCCCUGCCUUCCCAUUCAGAGCAGAACCUGAGCCUCCAUUUAGGGGUUAGGUGGGGAAGAGUUUCUUUGAGUUUCUUGCUAUUUAAUUCUUCAGAGUCUGGCCUUAUUUCCUCCUUUGGGGUGUCUCAGUUUCCCCAAACUCAGAGGAAAGGGAGAAUACAAGUGGACAGAGCAGAUUACAGCCAAGCCCCAGUAGCAAGAUGCUUUUGGAUCCUUGUAAUUGUGGUGUAAAUGUCUGGCCCUUCUUCCUCUUAGCUUAUGAUCUCUUAGUCCCUGAGCCCAGAUUGAGUGACUACUGUUUACUCUGCCAUGGUGAAGGCGUGGAUAGAGGGGGAAAAGAGGGGCAGACUGAAUGGGGGUGGGGGAACAGAUGGAUGGAUGGACAGAAGGCUGCUGGGUGGGCCAGGGAGAUGAAUGGGGGAGGGGCAAUCAGCGAGGACAGGUGGAUACAGGGCAGGACAGAAAAGCGUACAGAUGGCGAGGGGGGAUAGGGAGAAGCAGACAAAUGGAAAGUAGGACAGACAGGGGCAUGGCCGGACCCUGAGGGGGACAAACGGAUAGGAAAGGGACGGGAAGAAGGGGAGGGAGCAGGUGAGGCGGGCUGGCAGACUGACAGCACACGGGCGGACGAGGGGCGCAGUGCCUGGGGAAGGCAGCGGCGGAGGAGGGGCUCGGGCUGGUGCCCGGGGGCACACGGGGGGCCGCCCCUGCCCUGCCCACCCUGGGGCCCGGCGGCUCCCUCCCUCUCCUGCCCUCUGGCGCCCCUGCGUAGGCACGGCUGCUCUGGAGGAGGCUGCGGCGGGCGGCGGGGGAGGCGGAGCGCCUGGGCAGCGGGCGGGCGGGCGGCACGGCAGGAGCCGGAGGAUGCGGUCUCCAUGGGGCUGCUGUGGUUUCUGUCCUUCCUCCAUUCCACCUUCUUCGGGGACGAGGUACUGGAGGAACUAAAGAUGUCGGGUCCAGGCCCAACAGCUUCCUAUGAGCAGCUGGUGAGGCAGGUGGAGGCCUUGAGCCGGGAGAACACUCACCUGCGGAGAGAACUCCAGGAUAACUCUAGUCAUUUGUCAAAGCUGGAGAAUGAGACCUCUGACAUGAAGGAGGUGCUGAAGCACCUUCAGGGGAAACUGGAGCAAGAAGCUCGAGCAAUGGUGUCGUCUGGGCGGACUGAGUUGUUGGAGCAACUGAAAGCCCUGCAGAUGGAUAUCACCAACCUGUACAACCUCAAGUUUCAGCCUCCGGCUCUUGCUGCAGAAUCUGGCAGGAGGAGUAGGAGCCGGAGCCCAGAGGGCAGCCCCCUGCACUGUGCUGCCCCUGCAGCCACAGCCCAAGGCCUGCACAAGAAAAGAGAAGAAUUGGGAGAAUUGAGCAGGGCCACCGUCCGCCUGCUGGAGGAGCUAGACAAAGAAAGGUGCUUCCUGCUGGCAGAGAUUGAGAAGGAGGAACAAGAGAAACUCUGGUAUUAUGGGCAGCUCCAGAGCUUGUCCCAGAGGCUGGAUGAGCUGCCUCAGUCAGAAACGUUUUCCAUGCAGACAGACCUGAUCCGGCAGCAGCUGGAAUUCGAAGCUCAGCACAUCCGAGCGCUGAUGGAAGAGCGAUUCGGGACCUCGGACGAGAUGGUGCAGAGAGCUCAGAUCCGAGCCUCUCGCCUGGAACAGAUUGAGAAGGAGCUUGCGGAAGCCCAGGCUCAAACCCAGACCCGGGAGCGGGCGCAGCAGCCACAGCCAGAACACCAGACCCUCCUAGGGAUAAAGCCAACAGGAGUAGAGGGGGAUGGGGAGCCAGAAGCCCCCACCCACCCAGAAGAUGGGACCAGCCAACUCAGCAACAGCAAGGUGGAGGUGGUGUUCUGGUUGCUGUCCAUGCUGGCCACGAGGGACAAGGAGGACAUGGCCCGCACCCUGCUGGCCAUGUCGAGCUCCCAGGAGAGCUGCGUGGCCAUGCGCCGCUCGGGCUGCCUGCCGCUCCUGCUGCAGAUCCUCCAUGAUGCUGACCGGGAGGCCGGCCCCGCCGAGGGGGCCAAGGAUGCCCGGAUGCGGGCCAACGCGGCCCUCCACAACAUCAUCUUCUCCCAGCCUGACGAGGGCCAGGCCAAGAAGGAGAUGCGCGUGCUGCAUGUGCUGGAGCAGAUCCGCUCCUACUGCGAGACUUGCUGGGACUGGCUCCGGAUGCAGGGCCAAGAUGGAGGCCAGGGCCCCGAGGGCGGUGCUGGGCCCGUACCUAUUGAGCCGCAGAUUUGCCAGGCCACAUGUGCAGUGAUGAAGCUCUCUUUUGAUGAGGAAUACCGCCGAGCCAUGAAUGAACUUGGCGGGCUGCAGGCUGUAGCAGAGUUGCUGCAGGUGGAUUAUGAGAUGCAUAAGAUGACCAAUGACCCUCUGAAUCUGGCCCUACGGCGCUACGCGGGCAUGGCCCUCACCAAUCUCACCUUCGGUGACGUCGUUAACAAGGCCACACUGUGUGCCCGGCGGGGCUGUAUGCAGGCCAUUGUGGCCCAGUUGGCUUCAGACAGUGAGGAGCUCCACCAGGUGGUGUCCAGCAUCCUUCGAAACCUGUCCUGGAGGGCAGAUAUCAACAGCAAGAAGGUCCUACGGGAAGUGGGCAGUAUGACUGGGCUCAUGCAGUGUGCCCUUCGAGCCACUAAGGAGUCCACACUGAAGAGCGUCCUCAGUGCCCUGUGGAACUUGUCGGCUCACAGCACGGAGAACAAGGCCGCCAUAUGCUUGGUGGAUGGAGCCCUGGGCUUCCUGGUCAGCACUCUCACCUAUAAGUGCCAGAGUAACUCACUAGCCAUCAUCGAGAGUGGAGGGGGCAUUCUCCGGAACGUGUCCAGCCUCAUCGCCACCCGGGAGGACUACAGGCAGGUGCUGCGGGACCACAACUGCCUUCAGACUCUGCUCCAGCACCUGAGGUCGCACAGCCUGACCAUUGUGAGUAAUGCCUGCGGGACCCUGUGGAACCUGUCGGCUCGGAGUCCCCGUGACCAGGAGCUGCUCUGGGACCUGGGAGCCGUGAGCAUGCUGCGGAACCUGAUCCACUCCAAGCACAAGAUGAUCGCGAUGGGCAGCGCGGCCGCCCUGCGCAACCUGCUCACGCACAGGCCCCUCAAGUACAAGGACACGGCGGCCGUCAUCUCCCCGGGCUCCUGCAUGCCCAGUCUCUACGUACGCAAGCAGAAGGCGCUGGAGGCCGAGCUGGACGCCAGGCACCUGGCCGAGGCUCUGGACACGAUGGAGAAGCAGAGCCUGAAGGGUCAGGUGGCCAAGAAGCCGCCGCUGCGCCACCUCGACAGCCUGGUCAAGGACUACGCCUCGGACUCCGGCUGCUUCGACGACGAGGACGUGCCCGCCCUGGCGCCCGGGGUGGAGGUGGGCAAUCCCUCUGUCCUCUCCAUGUUCCUCAACAGUUCCUUCCUGCAGGGCCAAGCCUUGCCCCGCAUGCCGCCCCCCCGCCGUGGCCCCGAAGCAGAGAAGGAGGAUGGCAGCAGCGGCAGGGGCAGCAUGGACGCCAAGAAGGGGGUGAUGGACGGGACGGCCGCGGCGGCCGAGAAACUGGCCACCAAACUGUCCGUGGCGGUGGCCAAGAUUGACAAGCUGGUGGAGGACAUCUCGGCCCUGCACACCUCCUCCGAGGACAGCUUUAGCCUCAGCUCUGGGGACCACGGGCUGGACUGGCCCUCGGGGCCUGGGGAGGUCCGGGAGGCCCGGGCCCAGUCCUGCUCACCCUGCCGGCUGCCCGAGGCGGGGAGGAGGGAAGGGGUGGGGAGGGCCCACCCGCUGCUCCGGCUGAAGGCGGCUUAUACCAGCCUGUCCAAUGACAGCUUGAACAGCAGCAGCACCAGCGAUGGCUACUGCCCCCGAGAGCACAUGAAGCCCUCCCCGAGGGCCUCGUUUGCUGACUAUCGAGAGGAGCUUCAGAGGUACCAGCAGCGCCCCAGCCGCCUGGACCUCAAGAACGUUGUGGCCACCCAGCCGGACAGGAGGGAGCCUCCAGCUCAGGAGCCCACUGCCCUGCAGGGGCUGGAAAUGCCCGACGGGCUGCACAAGCCAGCAGUAUUCCCUGGGGAGUGGGCCCCGAAAGAUGGAGAGGGCAAGCUUGCCCCCGAUGCCCAGGUGCACACCAUCAAGCUCUCGCCCUCCUACCAGCACGUGCCUCUGCUGGAGGGCAUGGCCAAGGUCGGGGCUGUUCCCUUUCCCGGCACUGGGGGUAGCUCCAUGGCUCGGAAGCAGGCCUGGCUGCCCCCGGGCACCCUGAAGGGCUCAGAGGGUCUGAGCAAGAUCCCAGAGAAACUGGCAGCCCCGGCCCCCCCUGCUCCUGCGGCAGAGACCCUACAGAAGUACUCGGUGGAGGAUACUCCCAUCUGCUUCUCUCGUUGCUCCUCCCUCUCUUCCCUCUCCUCUGCCGACCAUGGCAUGGAUGGGAGAAGCCGCAGUGAAGACAACGACCUGGAUAGUGACUCGUCCCUGGAGAUCCUCGAGGAGCCGGGGCCCGGGGAGGGAGAGGACGACGGCGUGGAGGACUGGAGGCCCCGAGGAGCCGCUUCCCUGCCCGUGGCCAUCCCCGCUCCCCGGGGUGACCGGGGCGAUGAGGGUGCCUCCCCCUCCCGACAAGAAGACAUGACACCCUCCAGCUCCUCUGAGAAUUACAUCCAGGAGACUCCCCUCGUCAUGAGCCGCUGCAGCUCCGUCAGCUCCCUGGGCAGCUUUGAGAGCCCCUCCAUUGCCAGCUCCAUCCAGAGUGACCCCUGCAGCGAGAUGGUGAGUGGCACCGUGAGCCCCAGUGAGCUUCCUGACAGCCCGGGGCAGACCAUGCCCCCCAGCCGCAGCAAGACCCCCAUUCCAGAGCGGGAGACCAGCCAGUUCAACCUGCAGUGGGAGAACAAUGUCAAGAAGUUCAUGGACAUCACUGACUUCAAGGAGCGCUUCCAGCUGCCCCCGGACCUCGACAGCACCAUCUACUUCACAGUGGAGAAGCCCGACGAGAAUUUCUCCUGCGCCUCCAGCCUCAGCGCGCUGCCCCUCCAUGAGCACUAUGUACAGAAGGAUGUGGAGCUCAAGCUCCUGCCCCCUUUCCCUGAGCGUGGAGGUGGACUUCACUUUGCUGGCCACGAAAAGCGGGAGGAGCCCGGGCGGGAGGAGCGGCUGGAUGGGCCCCGGGGGGGCCGGCCCCGUGUGGAGACCCACUCCGAGGACGACCUGGAGAUCCUGAAGGAAUGUAUCAGCUCAGCAAUGCCCUCCCGCUUCCGAAAGGUCAAGACAGCCCUGGUGCCGGGCUUGCCUGCGGGGAAGAAGGGCCUACAUGUGCCCGUCUACAUGCUGGUGCCCGCACAUGCCCAUCCCAGCUUAGCGGCCAGGACCCCCCGGCCUUCCCGCAGCCCGUAUAAAGAGGAGGAUUCCUUCACAGACUCGGCUGAAGGCACGCCGGUCAACUUCUCCAGUGCCACCUCACUCAGCGACGAAACUCUUCAGUAUCCAUCCAAGGACAGCCAGGGGCAGCGGGCUGAGAGAAGAGAGCCCGUCUCUCGGCGGGUCACCUCCAGCCAUUCUACCCCAACCAAGAUGGCAGGUACCUACAAGCACAGGGUGGGAGGGACGGGCCUCCCUCUCUCAAACAGGAGCGCCGAACCUAGCCGAGGCUCUCUCAAGAACCUGCCCAGCCUAGAACUGACUGUCAGCCGGCCCAGGAGUGCCCACUCUGAGAGGGACAGCCGUGCCAGGGGAGAUAGCUCCCAUCCAAGUGGAGGGCACGGGGAUGUUGCCUUCCAGUCAUUCUGUCAUACUACACCCACUGAAGAGGCGGUUUACUGCUUCUAUGAGAAUGAUUCAGAUGAAGCUCCUGAGGCCCUGGCCCGAAAGGCACCCACGGGAGGCCGGGCUCCAAAGAAGGACCAUCGGGCGGGCAAAAAAGAAACAGAACCCAAGCCCAAAGCAGGGCCCCCAACCUCCAUGCGGCCCCGGGUGCCCACCAAGUCCCAGCAUAAACUGAUCGCAGAUGAGACGCCGCCCUGUUACUCCUUAAGCUCCUCCGUGAGCUCGCUCAGUGACCUGGACCUUUCGGAUAGGGACGGUGGGCAGCCACCCAACAAAGGGGGCCCACCCCACCCGCAGGCCCGCAAGCCCAUCCACACUAAGCCCCCCCCACCGGCUCCUGGUCGGGACAGUUCUCCCAGCUCACCGAGCCUCAACUCGGACGAAGAUCUGCUCCAAAGGUGCAUUGGUUCUGCCAUGCCCAAAAGACAGCGCCAUGCAGCCCGGCACCGGAAGGCCGAGCGCAAGCCCAAGCAAGGGGGCCCCAAGGCAGCCGGCAGCAAGGAGCGCAAGGCCGAGUUACGGAGGGAGCUGGGCGAGGAGGCGGCCUCCGACCGAGCCUCCGACCUGGACAGCGUGGAGUGGCAGGCUAUUCAAGAUGGCGCCAACUCCAUCGUAACGUGGCUGCACCAGGCGGCCGCGGCAGCAACCUCCUUGUCCAGGGAGCCCUCGUCUGAGUGUGAUUCCAUCCUCUCCUUCGUGUCCGGGCUGUCAGUAGGGUCCACCUUGCAGCUUACCCUCGGAAGGGAGGAGCAGAAGCGCAGGGGGAAGGAGGCUGGAGGAGAGGUGGAAAAGAAAGAGCAAACCAAGACUGCUGGUGAAAGCAAGAAAGGAGGGGAGGCCCGGACCCUCAACCGCAGGAUAUCCCGGGGCCCAGAAAAGCCAGCCAAUGCCCAGAAACCAGUGUCCAAUCUGCCUGCUGUGUUCCGGGGCCGGACGGUCAUCUACAUGCCCACUCUGGCCAAUGGGACCCCCAAGCAGCGCUCUCCCCCAAAGAAGGCUGUGCCCAAGACCGAGCCCCCCGCCAAACCCCUCCCUCUCAGUCAGCAGAGGUCCCGGAGCCUCCACCGGCCAGGGAAAAUCUCAGAGAUGGCAGAGCUGACACUGCCCAAGAGAAGUGCCACCCCACCUGCUCGGAUGGCCAAGACCCCCUCCUCAGGCUCUUCCCAAACCUCCACCCCCUCCCAGCCAUCAUCCAAGAAGUCCCCUCCCUCUUCCCAGACGAGCAAGCCGGUGCCCGCACCUGGGGGUAAAGCAGGCACCGGCAGCCCUCAGGCCAAGCCCGUGAAGGCUCUGCUCUCCAGACAGCACAAAACUCAGAAAUCUCCAGUCCGGAUCCCGUUCAUGCAGAAGCCGGCCAGGAAGCCGUUCCCGGGGAGGAACACGCCGCCUGUCCCGGAGGAGCAGGGGGCAGGAGCAAAGACGGGAUCCAGGCUCAAUCUCGUCCGAGUGCCCUCGACCCGGUCCAGCGGCAGCGAGUCCGACCGUUCCGGCUUCCUGAGGCAGCUGACCUUCAUUAAGGAGUCUUCCAACCUCCUCCUGCGGCACCGCUCCGAGGCCACCGCCCCCCUGUCCCAGAACAGCUCCCCCCGCCGCAGUCGGCCCGGCGUCCCAGCCGUCUUCCUCUGCUCUUCUCGUUGCGAGGAGCUCAAAGCGGCCAAAGCCGGGCCCCCGCCCAGCCCCAGAGCGUCACCAGGGGAGCGCCUGCCCCGCCGGACCAGCUCAGAGAGCCCUUCCCGCUUGCCCGUCAAGAUAGCGGCGCCCGCCCCUGAGCCCUUCAAGCGCUAUUCCUCCUCCCCCCACAUCAACGUGGUCAAGAGGUCGGCCAGCCCAGCCCCUACCCUUCCGCAAGGGGCCGAGGCUGGGGCUGGGCGGAGGCGGAGUGAUGGCGAGGCCCAGCCCCCUCCCCAGGUAGGGGCGGGGGAAGGCCGCGGAGCUCCGUCAGCGGCCACCAAGGGCACGUGGCGUAGGAUUCGGGAUGAAGACAUCCCCCAGAUCCUGAAGAGCACGCUCCCUCCCACUGCCCUGCCUCUGGUCGGCACAGUCCAGGAGGACGGCCCGGCUCCCCAGAGGAAGACGAGUGACGCUGUGGUCCAGACCGAAGACUUCUCAACUUCUAAAACCAACUCCAGCACCUCUCCCACCCUGGAGAACCGGGAGCCCCCCAAGAACGCGCCAAGCGGCCCGGCAGGCGGCACGCAGGCCCCAUUCAUUGGCAGCGAUGUGGACGGGCUGAGUUCCAAGGUGGCUGCCGCCCUCGCCUUUGCCCACGAGGGGCUGACGGCCCCGGCUGGGGGCUUCCCCUCCAGCCGCCACAGCUCCCCCAGCCGAGCCGCCCGGGUUACCCCCUUCAAUUACAUCCCCAGCCCCAUGGUGGUGCCAGCCACGACCGACAAAGCUGUGGAGAAAGCUGUCAGCCUGCAGGGUGAAUAGAAGCUCGUCCGGCCCGCCUCCGCUCUCCCUGUCUCGACCCCUCCAGCCCUAGCCUGCUUAGGCUUCCCAAUACUACCCUCGCGGCAGCAAGCUGCGCUCUCGUGGAAGAUGCCCCUGUACAAAGAACUUCAAGAAGCUGCUUUCUUAUUUCAUACUCAGCCAAGUACAAGAGAAAUUAGCUGUCAAGGAUCAGCGGCUCAGACCUGGGCCCGUGGCGGGGUGGGGAGAGAGACUGGCUAAGGGUCCUCAGACCUGGAACUGCUGGCCCCUCGUCUGACCAGGGUUUCCUCCUUCCUCUCUGUAUCCGGGCACAACCCGGUUGCCAGGAACCUUUCCUUCCUGGAAGGUGGAGAUAACGGAUGACAUUUUUUAAAAAACCCACAAAGCCUAGGGCACUGUGGGGAAAGAGUCCAAAGCUGAAUAUCCCCUUCUCUAAGAUAUGGCCAUGUCAUUAAGGGCUCUCCCCUCACCAUGAGGGGAAGGACUUUCCUUGGGAAGUAGGCAGAGGAGCGGGAACAGAGAAGGGUCUUAUGCUUUGGAACUCAGGAAGGAGCAAUGAGAGGAAGGCCGUGGGAGGAGACACCAUGAGGGUCCCAGAGCUAGUUAAGUCAAGGGAGAGAGAGGUGUCUCUAAGCCUGGAAGACUGAGGCAGGGAACGUGCUGAGCCACCUUUUUCUGAGCAAGGGAUGGUUCACCAGCAUGCUGCCCUCAGGCACAUCAGCACCUCAGUGUCCCAAACAAAAGAAGAUCCCUGGCUGGGACUGCUGCCUCCCUGUGCCCAAGUGGAAAGCCACCUUCUAGCCAAGCCUUAAUGCAGAUCUCUCUGCUGCAUGCUUUAUCUCGAAUACCCAGCACUAAUAACCAGUUAUAAACAUCAUAUAGAUGAAUUACAGCUUGUCAACGCCAUGGGAAGCCCAGGAAGGAGACUUCCAGACAGGAGGAAGCCCUGGGGAGGGCCAGAGAGGGAGCAGGCACAGAACCCACCAGAUGCAGAACUGUUGGUGGCAGGGCCAAAUGCCUGUAAUUAAUGCAACCCAGUAAUUCGGUAAUGACUAAUUUGCCGAGUUUUGUCUGUGUUAUAUAAACCAGCUUGGAAAUAGGGCUGAAAGGGAUCUGAGACAAUUUGAGAAUUGCACCUUAUUUAAUAGGGAGGCGAGGGGGUUACCCCACAAGCCUGGAGCUGAUGUUGACACAGCUCCCUUGAUGUCCCACUGUAGGCCUGACCCAUGAGAGGGAAAGGGGGUAAGAGGAUAGGCAAAAAGACAGAUGAAUAUUAGUUUUCUCACUCUGGCUUUGAUCUCUUUUUCCCUGGGUAGCUCUUUCCUUUAGCUGUGUGGGCUCACCUCCAAAGUCAUGAGGUAAUGCUGACAUAGGGAGGAUUGAGUAUCCCUGGCAGGAAGUCAAGACUUUAAGAAGCACCCAAGUAAAGCUGAUUGUGCUUUUAGCAGGUGGAUGGCAUUAAGAUCUAUGAGCAGUUAGAACAGAGUUUGCAAGCACUGAGCCAUCCAUAAUCUGUUGCCUAGUCCCCAACAAGCCCAUUGUUGGGGAAGCUAACUAGAUGGAGGAAGAUCUGUCAGACAACUAGCAGGAUGAGCAAGCAUCCUCCUUAGCACUUGCCACAUGCUAACUGGUGAACUGAGCCCUCUCAGAAACUGAACCACAGGAGGGACCAAAGAAUACAGAUAUGGAUGGCAGAAAAAGGAGAAGCAGAGAGGAAAGGCCUGGAGAGGGACUGGAAAGUGAGGGUCUGGUGAGCUGCUUCAAGGGCAAAGUCUUUCUGUUGUAAAGCUGCACUUUAAAAAGAUUGUAGAAAGCAGAGCCAACUGCUAGUAUGUGAUAUUUUGGGGGAUGUGGGGGGUGCGAAAACAUCUAUUUGGGGUUUUUAAUGAUUUUUUGUGAAAAAUGCAAAAUUGCAAGAGUCCAGUGUUUUCUCUAGGAAGUAAAAUUUUGAGUUUCACAGACGAGAAGAUUCAAACUGCUUUCUGGACUUUGGCCAAGCCAAGACUCUGGGAAGAAUAUACUUAAUAAGGUCAGAGAACUGAUUGUUUUCUGUUUGUCCCCAGAGGGCAGAUCUAAGAGACAUGUGGACCCCAGAAAGAGGAAGAUUUUGAGUUUGGUGUGUAAGGAGGCAUGUCCAAACAUUUAGAACUGUCCAGAAGUGAAGUGACCUGCCUCAGAAGGUGGUGGGGUUUCUCAUCACUGGAAUUCU
This is a messenger RNA of Antechinus flavipes (yellow-footed antechinus), 10703 nucleotides long. RefSeq names its product APC regulator of WNT signaling pathway 2 (gene APC2). Gene Ontology annotation, cellular component: beta-catenin destruction complex; catenin complex; cytoplasmic microtubule. Lineage: Eukaryota; Metazoa; Chordata; Mammalia; Dasyuromorphia; Dasyuridae. Gene Ontology annotation, molecular function: beta-catenin binding; microtubule binding; gamma-catenin binding. The record is from RefSeq and is a predicted model, not a curated record. Gene Ontology annotation, biological process: nervous system development; pattern specification process; negative regulation of canonical Wnt signaling pathway. The transcript has 15 exons. Bases 1139 to 8494 code for a protein of 2451 amino acids.